GCUUGGGUCCCGCGCCGCCCUUAUUUGGGAACGGGUCUGGGUCUCCAACGUGCCUGUCAGGCCUGUGGCCGCCAAACCGGCAGCCCGAGCGCGGCUAAGGAAAGGCUUCAUCGCUCCGUAUCGGCCUCCGCCCCCAUUUUCAGUGGCCGGCCGCUGGGCUUUGGUUUGUGGCGUCCAGGCCGCUAGGGCUCCGGUUUUAGCUCUUGGGAACCAGUAGCACUGAACGUGCGCACCACUCUCCUUUGGGGAGCGGAAGAUGCGCUUAGGGGUCUUGGUCCUCCCUUUACCGCCUCAUCUUCCGCUGAGGGUCUUGCGCGUAGGAGGUGGUCGUGUGAAGAGUGCGCCGGAGGUAGGGGUAGGUGCCCAAGUGCUAGCUAGCUUCUAUGGUUCCUCAAAACGCCUACUUCGUAAUUCCCAGUCAACGGAACCAGUGUAAGAUUCCCGGCCUUGGGCGGCGUGGUCGCAGACCCACUCCUGGGCUGUUGAAGUCCACCUUCGCUUGGAUCGCCCUGCGGGCCCCGCCUCUCAGUCCAGGCGCUGGCCGCUUUGCUGAAGUUCCUCAUUUUGCCACAGACUGGUGGACCUGGCUUAUUCUUGCACACUCAUUCAGGAUUUUGUGAGGAUCUUGACUCCCUAGACCCAAAGAGCUUCACAUGUCAUUUCCCUGCCUCAUUUUAGCAUCUGAGAGGAGAAUAGCAAAAUAGGAAUGAAAUUCUUCUGCGGUGGAGACUGGCUCAAUGCCAUGCAUUUAAUAUAGGCCUAACAAAUGCUUGUUCAGUUGAACUGGACUGAUAGAUUCUCAAUGGAGCAAGGACAGGUGUUAUGCCUACUCUGGGUUCCCAGUGGGCUUCUAGGAUCAAUUGCUUAUGGACUCGAGGUAAACUGAGCUGGGAAUAAAAAAACCUUUUACUCAUUCAUUUGCUUUAUCAGCAGAUAUUUACUGAGCACCCACCACAUGCCAGCACGUGGUUUCAGGCUUUAGUUCAAAUCUUAAUUCUGCCAUUUCUUGAGGAUUUGGCUUCUACACUCCUCAUAACUCUUCUGUUAUUUCGUCAUCUAUAAAAGGAGACUUGUUCUAACUUAAGGGGUUAUGGUGAAUAUUAAAAUGAUGAGAUAAUGUGACUGAGUGUUAUGUAUAAUACAGCUUGAUGUUAUUUGGGCCACUGAGAAACGGGGUCUGAACAGACCUCCAGGUCCUGCCCCAUCCUGACCUGCAAAGUCUAUACCAAGGACAGACUUUGGGAAACAGAUAGGAGUGAGUGCAUGACUUUCCUUUUUCCUUCAGUCAUAGAUUUGCAUCCCUAAGAAGGCUUUUAUGAGGCUGAAGAGUACAUUUUAGAGAGUUCCAAUAUAAUAACAGAACUAGUGUUCACCAAGUUGGAUCAAUUCUACAUUUAGCUCUUUUAUCAGCCUCUUUGUUUCCAUCUCUGUUGUCACUACCUUCUCUUCCCCCAUGACUGAAAGAGUCUCCUCAGAGGUCUCCUGCCCCUUGUUCCCUCCAACAUGUCAUACAAGUCUUGAUGACAUCCCACUGUUCAGAUUAAAAUCCAUUUAGGGCCUUACUAUAACCCAAGAUAAAAUUUAAAUGCUUAAGUUGGGCCCCUACCUAUUGUGCCAGUCCCUCUGUUGUCAUCUCUUUCACAUACCCUAAGCUACUGAAUGCUUUCUGGGUGAGUCAAACUCUGAUACCCUACAGGUCUUUGCAUUUUUUCCACCUGCCUGGAAUGCUAGUUUCCCUGAUCUCUGGUUAGGUGGACAAUCAGGACUCAUUCUUAAAAUCCCGAAGUAUUAUUCCCAAGAGCCUUCUAUGCCUCACCUAGACAGGCCUCUUUCCUCUUAACUUUCAUGCCAUUUUGAAUAUACUCAGACAUACUGGUGUGAUAGCAGGACGUAUUUGUAUAUCUGGUUCCUUACUAGAUUGUGAGCUCCCUGAGGGCAAGGUUGUGUCUCUUAAUGGUGUUACCAUCUGGCAUAGCACGUGAUAUGUUGAGAAUCAGACUGAUUAGGAUAGAACUCCUAAACUUACUAGCUGUGUGACCUUGGGCAUGUUACGUAUAACCUUUCUGCCUCAUGAUUUCAUAUCUGUAAAAUAUUGCUAAUGAGUAUAGUGCUUACAAGAAUUAUUGUAAAGACUAAAUAGCAAAACUCUUGUGAGCUCCUGGUAUAUAGCGGGCACUCAGGAUAGACAUGACUAUAGAGUGCCCUCCAUAAAUAUUUGUUGAAUCAACUCAGCAGAACUAAGGAAGGGUACUAUUAAGCUGUAUGGCUACUAGGUACCAAGCACUGUGCUAGAGAGGAGUGCAGUUUUCGUGGUUUAAAUGGGAGUCUUAAUCGUUGCCUUUUAGGGAUAUGGGUCCUGAGCUCCCAAAUCGUUGGAUGUGUGGUUCACCUGGGUGUUUGUUAAGAAUGCAGUGCGACGUUGCCCUCCGUCGUUCGCUGAUCGUAGCCCGAGGUCAAGCUUGGGCGCCCUCACAAAACCAGUACCACUCUGGUGUCUUCGACUUUGCUGGCUUCACCCUUCCCAAACCUGUUCUUUGCCGCUCGCGGCCCCACUGCACAUGCUCAACAGGUCGAUGUGGCCCCGCCUACCUCGCGCCCACUGGGGGCGGAGCCUUCGGCGCCUCGCUGACGUCACUUCCAGCGGACACGGAAGCGCCGUUGUCGGCAGGCAGAGGUAGGUAGGAAGUCGUGAUGGGUUAGCGUAAGCCUCUGGCCGACGUGUGCCGAGGGGGCCGGCCCGGGCUGCUGUGGCCCAGACGAGCGGAGAGUGCGGAGCGGCUUGUCGGCCAGCGCUGACGAUCCCUGGCAGUGCGCGCGCCUCUGGUGCCAGUGUCGCUCCGCCUCCGGGAUAGAAUCCGCCCCAGCCCUCUGGGCCUGGGACCCGGCGGCCGCUUUCUCCAGUCCGUCCCGCCGAUCCGCAUUAGGUCCGGGAUAACUGGGUGGAGUAGGUGUGCGGCCCGCCGCGGGAGAGCCCGCUAGCUGUUUCUUUGAGCCCCCCUCUGCGUCUUCGCGGCCCUCUCCCGUUCUGCCGGAAAGCUGACGUGGGGCAAUCCGUUCAGAACCUCCAUGGAGAAGUUUGGGAUGAAUUUCGGAGGCGGCCCGAGCAAGAAAGACUUGCUGGAGACUAUAGAGACGCAGAAGCAGCAGCUUCUCCAGUAUCAGGCACGGCUCAAGGAUGUGGUCCGUGCCUAUAAAAGCCUACUGAAGGAGAAAGAGGCGCUAGAGGCCAGCAUCAAGGUGCUGUCGGUAUCCCACGAGGCAGAUGUGGGCCUCGUAGGUGUCCAGCUUCCAGGCCUCACAUUUCCUGACUCUGUGGAUGACCGGUGCUCCACUCACAGCGAGGAUAGCACUGGGACCGCCACUAGCUUGGAUACUGCGGCCAGUCUCACCAGCACCAAGGGUGAGUUUGGGGUAGAAGAUGACAGACCGGCCCGGGGACCACCACCUCCAAAGUCCGAAGAGGCCAGUGGGUCCGAAAGUGGCGUUAGCAGUAGCAGUGGGGAUGGGCCAUUUGCAGUUGGGGAGGUGGACAAAAGACUGCACCAACUGAAGACUCAGUUGGCUACUUUGACUAGUUCUUUGGCCACAGUCACUCAGGAGAAGUCCCGCAUGGAGGCUUUUUACCUGGCUGACAAGAAGAAGAUGAAACAGGACUUAGAGGAUGCCAGUAACAAGGCGGAGGAGGAGAGGGCCCGCCUGGAGGGAGAAUUGAAGGGGCUGCAGGAGCAAAUAGCAGAAACCAAAGCCCGGCUUAUCACACAGCAGCAUGAUCGGGCCCAAGAGCAGAGUGACCAUGCCUUGAUGCUGCGUGAGCUCCAGAAGCUGCUGCAGGAGGAGAGGACCCAGCGCCAGGACUUGGAGCUUAGGUUAGAAGAGACCCGAGAAGCCCUGGCAGGACGAGCAUAUGCAGCCGAACAGAUGGAAGGAUUUGAACUGCAGACCAAGCAGCUGACCCGUGAGGUGGAGGAGCUGAAAAGUGAACUGCAGGUCAUUCGAGAUGAGAAGAAUCAGCCAGACCCCCGGCUGCAAGAACUUCAGGAAGAGGCUGCCCGCCUUAAGAGCCAUUUCCAGGCUCAGUUACAGCAGGAAAUGAGAAAGACAGCUCUUGCAGAGGAUCAACUCCGUCAGCAAUCUCAGGUGGAAGAACAGAGGGUGGCAGCCCUGGAAAAUCAAAUAUCCGAGGUGUCUGAGCUGCUAGGCACCUACGAGAAAGCCAAGCAGAAGGACCAGCUGGCCAUUCAGAAGCUGAAGGAGCGCAUUCUGCAGCUGGACCUGGAGAACAAGACACUGGCUCUAGCAGCCUCCAGCAGGUCCCCUUUAGACAGCCACGGAGAGGAGUCCAGUCUGGAUGUCAAUGUCCUGAAGGAUAAGAUGGAGAGGCUGAAGAGGUUGCUGCAGGUUGCAGCCAGGAAAAGCCAGGUGACCCUGGAUGUGGAGAAGCUCUGUGACCUGGAGAUAAUGCCUAGCUCGGAGGCUGCUGAUGGGGAGAAGGCUACUGCACUCUAUUACCAACAGGAGCUGAAACAGCUGAAGGAAGAGUUUGAGAGGUACAAGAUGAGGGCCCAGGUUGUCCUCAAAAGCAAGAAUACCAAAGAUGGUAACCUGGGAAGGGAACUAGAGGCAGCCCAGGAACAGCUUGCAGAGCUGAAGGAGAAGUAUAUCUCCCUGCGGCUCUCCUGCGAGGAGCUGGAGCAACAACACCAGCAGGAGGCUGAAGACUGGAAGCAGGAGCUGGCCCGGCUGCAGCAGCUCCACCGGCAGGAGCUGGAGCGGUGCCAGCUGGACUUCAGGGACCGCACACUGAAACUGGAGGAGGAGCUGCACAAGCAGCGGGACCGUGCCCUGGCUGUUCUCACUGAGAAGGACUUGGAACUGGAGCAACUGCGUUCUGUGGCCUUGGCCUCUGGGCUGCCAGGACGCAGAAGUCCUGUGGGUGGUGGUGGUCCUGGGGACCCAGCUGACACAUCAUCCUCUGAUAGCCUGACCCAAGCAUUACAACUUGCAGCGGCCAAUGAACCCACUUUCUUUCUGUAUGCUGAGCAGCUGGCCCGCAAGGAGGUGGAGAUCACAUCACUGCGGAAGCAGAAGCACAGGCUGGAGGUCGAGGUGCAUCAGCUGCAGGAUCGGCUGCUGGAGGAGGGCGAACGGCAUCGCGAGGAGGUUGCAACCCUACAAAGCCACAUCGAAAAGAACAUCAGGGAUCAGAGCAGAGAGGGGGCCAAUCUGGAGUACCUCAAGAACAUCAUCUACCGCUUCCUCACCUUACCUGACUCCCUGGGCCGCCAGCAGACUCUCACAGCCAUACUGACUAUCUUGCACUUCAGUCCGGAGGAGAAACAAGUGAUAAUGCGACUCCCAGCCAGUGCCAGCUGGUGGCCUUCUGGCAAGAGAUGAUGCUGUUUUCACGAACUCCUGGAAUUUCUGUGCCUCUUUGAUGUGGGAAAGGGCAGGUUCUGGUUUCUGCUGCCCCUUCUCUUACAUUAUCAUUUAUUUCUUCACUGUGUUGAGCUGGGAGGAGUCUUUAAUGUGGGAUGGGAUUUUCUGCCAAAUGCCAUUAAUGCUGCUUUAUCCUUAGGCCCUAGAGAUAACUGAAAGUGCUGGGGCAGUGUCUUCUGAUGGUGUGCAUGUGAGGAGAAGAUGAGGUUAGGACUGAGAAGUGCAAAAGUUGGAACAGUGGUAAGGCUGUUUUAAAAUAAGAUGUUUUGUUUUAAUAAUAUGCUCCUGGCACAAAGCUAGGAGUAAAUGUGACUCCAAAGGGAGUUCAGUUAAUCUCUGAAAUGCACAAAACCCAGCUGUUUUCUCCCUCUCAUCACAAUCUGAGUCUGGUCCAUUGCUGCCCCAAUUCUCUGGGGACAUAAAGCCAGGCUGGAAAGGGACCAGAAAGUUUGAAGUAGUGCCACAUCAUCCACUAGUCCCAAGGGCUAAGGAAUAGUGAGUUUAUUCUGGAAGGAACUGGGAAGCUUAGUCUAGUUAGUGCCUGGGAAUGACCUACGCAAUCACACUGCUUAUGACCAUCCUAGAGAUGGCCCUGAGUACCAGCUUGAUCUUAGGGUGUUCCUGAGUAACCUGCUUUUGGCCUGGAUAGGGUUAAAAUAGACCUCUCUUGCCUAUCCCUGCCUUAACCUGUCUGCGUGAGGUUGGCCUGAGAUUGUGAGUCAACGACUUUGCUAUCUUUUCCUCAGUGUUGAACUUUCAUUAAGAAAUAAAGUCCUAGCUUUUUACAGAGAGGGGUCCAAAUGGUGAACAUUCAUCCUGCCUGGAUAAAAGAAACUAGCGCAGAGAUUGUCCCCUAGCUUUUCUGCUUUUGUAGGGACAGCAAAAGGGGAAAACUUGCUGCAGAAAAUUCCAAAAGAUUGCUAUAGCUGUCACAGGGAAGUGGUAAAGAUCAGCUAAAGUUGGGUUGGAGUGCUUUCUGCCCAGUGGGUCUUGGCAUAAGUAGAUUAAUCCUGCUCUUAUAAGGAAAGACAGCUUAGUCAGGCAGUCUGGAAAGGGGGUUCUCAGAAAACUCAGUUUCUCUGUUCCUUCUUUUCUCUCAUCUACUGUUACUGGUUAUAGAGGUCUUUGGACUCUAAAGACCAAUGUUUGGCCACUAACUAGACUAAUAUGUGUCUCUCUGUGAUUUCAUCAUAGAGGUCUGUUUUGUGAGGGUUUGGGGUGCAGAAAACUUUGAUUAAAUCUUCUUAAUGGGAGGCUGGGUGACCUGGAUUAUCUACAGUGAGUAGACUUAAAUGAAACAGAAGUUUAUGUGUCCAAAUGAUGGAAUCAUUAAACCUGAGUGACUUGACCUGUGUGGUUCCUUAAUGGUAUCUAUAUAUCUAGACAAAAAUAGACUGUGAAUGUAAAUGGUGAAUGAAAAGGAUGGAAAUGAUGUUUUCAUGUGUUAAUCCAUGAGCUUGAAUCCAGGGAGGAAUACCUCAGUGCUUUAACCGUCUUAGUUAUAACACGUAUUUCUUAGCCUGGAAUUGUGUGUGUAUGUGUUUGUGUGUGGCCACCUAUGCUGGAAAAUGCUUUCUUACGGGUUUAGUGGGCAGGCUUAAAACUUCCAUAAUUACACUUCAAACUCUAUAAAUAAUCUGUUUAUGAAUGCUUUAUUAUCCUUAAAAUCCGGAUUCAUAGUAUCCUGAAAAAGUGUCUCAGGACAUCAAGCUAAACUAAAAAAUAGUAAUAAACUUGCUUAAUUU
This is a messenger RNA of Chlorocebus sabaeus (green monkey), 7181 nucleotides long. RefSeq names its product GRIP and coiled-coil domain containing 1 (gene GCC1). The record is from RefSeq and is a predicted model, not a curated record. NCBI's taxonomy places the organism in Eukaryota, Metazoa, Chordata, Mammalia, Primates, Cercopithecidae. Gene Ontology annotation, cellular component: Golgi apparatus.